UUUGGAAUCGCAAUAGAAGAAGAAGCGGAAGUAGAACCGGAAGUACAUGUCAGAAGGACGUAGCCGUGUAGGGCGGUAGCAAUUUAGCUCAGGAAAUAUGAUGUCAGUUUUAUCUAAUGUGCUGAGGGCGUGUGCUCAGAAGAAUGGUGCUGCCGUGGUCAUGUCAGCAAGAACAUAUGCUGACUUCACAACCCAGGCUACCUUUGAGAUAAAGAAAUGCGACAUUCACAAGCUGGAUGAAGCUCCAGCCACUCAGGUGGUGAUGACUCGCGAUGAGGGUCUUCAAUACUAUCGCACCAUGCAGACCAUGAGGCGAAUGGAGCUUAAGGCAGAUCAGCUGUACAAGCAGAAGAUCAUUAGAGGUUUCUGUCACUUGUACGACGGCCAGGAAGCUUGUGCUGUUGGUAUUGAAGCAUCAAUUAAUUUGUCAGACCACCUGAUCACCGCAUACCGUGCCCACGGCUACACUUACACCAGGGGAGGGACCGUGAAGGAGAUCAUGGCUGAGCUCACUGGGAGAAGAGGUGGCAUUGCAAAGGGAAAAGGAGGUUCCAUGCACAUGUACUGUAAACAUUUCUAUGGUGGAAACGGCAUUGUUGGAGCUCAGGUUCCAUUGGGUGCUGGUGUUGCUCUUGCCUGCAACUAUCUGGGCAACAAUGAGUUGUGUGUUUGUUUGUAUGGUGAUGGUGCUGCUAACCAGGGUCAAAUCUUUGAGACGUACAACAUGGCCGCACUCUGGAAGCUGCCUCUCAUCUUUAUUUGUGAGAACAACAGGUAUGGCAUGGGCACGUCUGUGGAGCGAGCAGCCGCUAGUACAGACUACUUCAAGAGAGGAGAGUUCAUUUCUGGUCUUAGGGUGGAUGGGAUGGAUAUCCUCUGUGUUCGGGAAGCAACACGCUUUGCAGCUGAUUUGUGUCGAGCCGGCAAGGGUCCUGUUCUAAUGGAACUUCAGACUUACCGCUACCACGGUCACAGUAUGAGCGAUCCUGGUGUUAGCUACCGCACACGUGAGGAGAUCCAGGAAGUGCGCAGCAAGAGCGACCCUAUCUCCUUGCUGAAAGACCGCAUGCUCAGCAACAACAUGGCCAGUGUGGAGGAGCUCAAGGAGAUCGAUGUUGAGGUGAGGAAGGAGAUAGAAGAUGCUGCCCUGUUUGCCACCACCGAUCCUGAACCACCCCUAGAAGAACUGUGCAACCAUAUCUUUCACAAUAAUCCCCCGCUGGAGGUGCGCGGCACCAACCCAUGGACCAAGCUCAAAUCUCACAGUUAAAUUAUUGUCAGCACCUCCUCCACUCCAAUAUAGCGGCCCGCUUGCCCAACGUUAACGCCGUCAUCGUUUAGCCAUUAAGCUAAGUCACACAUCAGACCCACAGCAAGUGGAAGUUGUUUUAUUUCAACUGUAUUAUGUAAAAUAUACCCCUGCAAUAAAGCUCCCCCUUAAAAAGGACUAUUCUAUUAAUGUGCCAAUUUCCUUAAAAAAACAUGUAAGAUUUUUUAAGGUUGGAUGUUUUAAAAUGUAGUCUUAGAUUAGAUGUAACAUUUAGUACUAUAUUUGAAAAUAUGUUGGCUUCUCUUUAAAUUAAGCACUUUGAAUACAGUGAAAUUUGUACUCUAUGCCACAUAAAGCAACAGCUGUUACAUUUUUAAAUAUUAUUUUGCUGGCUGCCAAAAAUUCAAAGGGGAAUGUUAAUAGUGCCAGAUUAUGAAACUGAACUAUGCCUGAAAGGUGUGGUCUUCCAAAGGUGCCGUAGACUGGCAGUAUUGCAUUCCAAAUCAAACAUUUAAAUGUCCUUAGUUGCCCUUAUAUUUGUACAGCAAGUUACCGUUCAAGUGAAUUAGGAAUAUUAUGAGUCAAAAAAUACGUGUAUUUUUUUUCCCCUCCACAAUGUGAGAAGUAUCUUGACAAGAAAAAUAUUUUGCAACAAACUGAUAAUUUCCCACUGGUAUCUUGUACAUGGCAAGAAUGAUGAUUAUUUGUAGAAACACUCCAUGGCAAUUUUGGUCCUACUGUAUGUGCGCAUCAUGUAUUAAAAAGUCCUAACAAGA
Nerophis lumbriciformis (worm pipefish) is the source of this 2046-nucleotide messenger RNA. RefSeq names its product pyruvate dehydrogenase E1 component subunit alpha, mitochondrial-like. Gene Ontology annotation, cellular component: intracellular membrane-bounded organelle. The record is from RefSeq and is a predicted model, not a curated record. Gene Ontology annotation, molecular function: pyruvate dehydrogenase (acetyl-transferring) activity. Gene Ontology annotation, biological process: pyruvate decarboxylation to acetyl-CoA. Lineage: Eukaryota; Metazoa; Chordata; Actinopteri; Syngnathiformes; Syngnathidae.